Moesziomyces antarcticus is the source of this 2322-nucleotide messenger RNA. RefSeq lists its product as uncharacterized. Gene Ontology annotation, molecular function: actin binding; muscle alpha-actinin binding. Gene Ontology annotation, biological process: actin cytoskeleton organization; muscle structure development. The coding region runs from base 1 to 2322 and encodes 773 amino acids. Lineage: Eukaryota; Fungi; Basidiomycota; Ustilaginomycetes; Ustilaginales; Ustilaginaceae. The transcript has a single exon. Gene Ontology annotation, cellular component: stress fiber; filamentous actin; adherens junction. The record is from RefSeq and is a predicted model, not a curated record.
AUGAGCGCAGCGUCGGGAAACAUGGCCGGCUUUGGCGCGCGCAAGUUCACGCACGACAUGUUCCAACAAAGCAGCGUCCAAUCAUACCCCACCGCACACUACGACCAUAACAACCAGUACUAUCCAGACAGCAGCCAAUGGGCACAACCAGCCCCGGCUCCAACUGUCAACCAUCGUCACUACCCUUCUCACGGCGCGUCCAGCCAUGGCUCCAAUGCUUCUUACGGCGGUCAAUCGGCUCAGACAGCGCGCACAUAUCGCAGGGAUGAAUAUGCUCAGCAUCAGUACAACACCUCGGCCACCACAUCUGCAAAGGCCGCCCCAGCUCCAGCUGCGCACACACGCGCUCCCGUCGCAAGAGCGCCUGCGAGAUCCGACACGCUGCAGUCGUCAGCUACGGACUCGACGGUCGGUCUAGCCUACGCGCAGAGCAACGACAGCGCGUACGCCCAACAAACUGCGUACCAGUCCAACGACAGCAGCUAUCGCAGCAACGACAGCCUGUUCCCACCAAGCCAUCGUUCGCGCGCGACGCAUGACCCGCCAGGCAGGACUGCGGACCGCACUACCGUCUACGACGACGACUACGAGGAGCCCGUCUACUCGAAUACGGUCGACGAGAUGUUCCGCGCCUCGUCGCCCGCAUCGGCGACGCGCGGCGACGAGUCGGUGGAUGUCUCGUUCACCAUCGUGCGUGCCACGGUGCUCGAGCCCGUGCUGCCCAAGGCAAAGUGCGCCGACUGCGGCGACUCGCUCGACUUUGAAGAGCUCGCCAGCCACACCUGCCCGCCAGCCAGCGCGUCCAAAUUGCCGCUGCUCACGAUCCAGGUGCCGCCGUCGUCGAGCAGCUCGGCGGUCUCGUCCACCGCCACCAGCCCCGCCAUCGCCACGCCGCGAUCGCCCUUCUUUGACAGGUACGACCACUUGAUCAGCCAGAGCGGCCCGGCGAGCCCGGCACUGCUGGGUACCAUCAGCCCCACAGUCGAUGUUAAGCGACGCGACGAGGAGACGCCCACCGCCCACGCCGUCAAGAUCAUCGGAACGCACGCUGCAGUCAAGGUGUCGAGCAUCCAAACGUCGCAGGCGGUGCCUCUGAAGGCCGCGAGGUCGCCACCCGUCCAGCCGCCGCCCAUGCAGCGCUCGGCGAGCGACACGGACGCAGACGCCGUCGCAGCCGCACGCAGAAAGAUGAUCGAACAACAGAGGGCGGCCAAGAAGAAGGACAUCAUGGCAAACACCAUGCCGCGAGCAGCCACCACCUCGAGCCUGUACAAGCCCGAGGCUGCGGUUGCGCAAGCGGCGGGUGCGGCGGCGAGGUCGAUGUCGACGCGAGUGGGCGCAUGCAACGGCGCAACCAGUCGGCUCUCGGCGUCAGAGGCACAGCAUGCCAAGAAGGAAUCCUCGUCUUCCGUCUCGUCGACUGCCACCGACGCUUCCGAUCGCCAGCGCGCGUACGUCGGCAAGGCCUCGAGCACGGUCAACAUGACGCCGAGUUCGAGCUACGAACGCAUCGAGUCGCACUCGACGCCGACCAAGCCGAUGCGCGAUCGUGCGCCCGUGGAUCUGAGCAGCAUCGAAGAGAUGAUGAAGGGCCUCACUGCGAGUCCCGAGCCUCUGCAGCGGAUGCUUGGGGAUGCAGGUCGGAGCGAGCGCGAGCGUGCGCUGGAGGUGGAGCUGGAGCGGCUGCGCGACAAGGAGCGCACGCGGCAGCUGCAGGCGCUGCGGCUCAAGGAGAAGAAGCGCAAGGAGCGUGCGGCGAAGCGAUGCUGUGUGUGCGACUGCUCGCUCUCGUCGAGCCGCACGCCGUUUGUGGAGCGCGACGGCAAGCUGCUGUGUGCACGCGACUGGAAGGAGCUCUACCUGCCCAAGUGUCGCAAGUGCAACCUCAGCGUGGAAAAGGGCGCGGUCAAGUCGUCGGAUGGAGCGCUACGCGGCGUGUUUCACCGUGCGUGCUUUGCGUGCGCGGCGUGCGAGGCGCCGUUUUCAGAUGGCAGCUUCUACGUGUUUAACAACCAGCCGUACUGCGGCCGCCACUACCACCGGCUCAACGGCAGUUUGUGCCGCGAGUGCGAGGGUGGCAUCGAGGGCGACUGUAGGCAGACCGACACGGGCGACCGAUUCCACCCACACUGCUUCAGCUGCCAGUACGCUUCGAAGAACGGCGCGUGCAGCCAGCCGCUGGCAGAGUACUACAUGGUCGGAGGCCAAAGGCUGUGCGAACGCCAUGCGGACAAGGUCGGUCGAAGACUCGCCAAGGCGGGUCAGAGGCAGCACGACCUGCGCGCGCACAAGCGCAUGACCAUGCUCCACAGCCUCAGAUGA